AUGUCAGCCACCUCAGUUACAUCUGUCAUCUCUGGAAACAACAACAAGCUGACUGCAGAGAACCAGAAGCUGGAAACCAACCUGACAAAGGAAUAUAAUGACUCAGAAAUGAAGAUCAAGAAACUAACUGCAGAGAACCAGCAGCUGAAGACACAAAACCAGGAGCUGAAGACACUAAACAUCUUAAUAGAACAAAUACGAAAAAUAAAGAAAUGUAAUACUGUCACCCAGCGGAUCAUUGAUGCCUACUGCCCAAUAAAAGAUGGAAGUAAUAAUGUUGUUUAUUUGUUGGCUUCUCUUAUUUCAGACAGACAGUGUGGACCUUGUCUGCAGGGCUGGCUGCACCACCAGUCCAGCUGUUAUGGAGUCUAUAACCCUAAUACUGCUGGUCAGAAAACCUGGGAGGAAGCUCAAGAGAACUGCAGACGAAAGAAAUCAGACUUGGCUGUAAUAGUUAAUGAAGAUGAAAAGAAAUUCAUCAGUGAUAACAGUUGGGGAAGUUCAGGAUUCACAGGCUACUGGAUUGGACUGAGAGCUGAAGCAGAUAAAUGGAAGUGGAUCGAUGGAAGUGAUCUGACUGAAAGAUCCUGGAUGACACAACCUGCUGCCAACAGCGCCUGUGCAAUUUCUGUCUAUAACCAAGGAUGGAGACCAGUGUGGUGUGAAAUCAAAAGCAGUUGGAUCUGCAAAAAGGCGGCUUUAUCUGUUUAAACAGUGAGAAGCCACACAUGAGAAGGUUACUGGAUACUCUGUAAAGAUUAAUAACAUGUAAGAUCAUAUCAACUGGAUUGUAAAUAUCAAUACAAAGACUUUUUAUUGAGAAUGUGGGAUUUUUUUCUCAAAGCUAUUCAUGUAUAUGCUGUGUGUGUGUGUGUGUGUGUGUGU
Molecule: messenger RNA, 885 nt
Organism: Scomber scombrus (Atlantic mackerel)
Lineage: Eukaryota; Metazoa; Chordata; Actinopteri; Scombriformes; Scombridae
Product: C-type lectin domain family 4 member G-like
Exons: 5
Coding region: 1-711 (236 amino acids)
Source: RefSeq, a predicted model, not a curated record